Engraulis encrasicolus (European anchovy) is the source of this 3356-nucleotide messenger RNA. It is a transcript of the gene senp1, whose product is annotated as SUMO specific peptidase 1. The transcript is spliced from 18 exons. NCBI's taxonomy places the organism in Eukaryota, Metazoa, Chordata, Actinopteri, Clupeiformes, Engraulidae. Gene Ontology annotation, cellular component: nucleus. Gene Ontology annotation, molecular function: deSUMOylase activity. Gene Ontology annotation, biological process: protein desumoylation; proteolysis. The record is from RefSeq and is a predicted model, not a curated record. Bases 506 to 2770 code for a protein of 754 amino acids.
GAGCCAACCAAUCAAAUUGUUUGUUGGAUGAACGUGAACGUCGGCCAUGUUGUGGUUUUAAAUAAGGAAGAAGCGGGAGAGGUUAUCGCCUUAUCAAGUUUAUUUAGAAGAUUCGCUCAUUCGGCGAAGCGUCCAUUGACUCUCUAACUCAUCGUACAAUGUUCGGAGAUCAUAUUUAGAUAAGCAGAGGAGCCUUUCAAAUCAUAUAAACGCGUCGAAUGACCUAACGUGGGCGACACUCACUGUGUUAGCUUUCUUAGCUAACUAUAGCUGACUAGCCAGCUAGUUGUGCGAGCUGCUAGCAUAGCAUGCUGGCUAACUAAAGGACUGGUUCUUCGCCGGGAUAAAGAUCAAACUAACAAAGCUAGUUAGCAGUUAAAGCUAGUGGAUACUUACAGUGGGGCGCGAAUGAAGGAGAAGGCAGUCUCGAGUUUGCGACUGCCUUGGCAGGCUAAUUUGAAGCGUCUCUAAGUUCUUUCAAGCCAGAACUCCACUUCAGUUAAACAUGUUCAACAAAUUCUACGAAUGGAUAGGAACAGGAAUAGCUAACCUUCGUAACGGCGUGCCUGCCAAUGAUCUGCCCGACACUGCCGGAGUUGCAGAAGAUGAUUCUCCCAGCAGAAAAAGGAGAAACGACUGUAUGGAUGAUGGGGGAGCAGAGGAAGACGAAAGGGUUGUCAAGAAGUUUCGUAUGGGAGACCUAGUUGACUCGGUUAAGAGUGCAGCGGAGGGGGUGAAGACUCACGGAUCCAGUGUGGCAUCGUGGGUACGGAAAAGUGUGAGCCCCACUCUGAGGAACAUGAUGCCAGCCUCCCUGCCCCCGCUCACGCCGCCACCCGUCACGGAGUCUGACUCUGCGGAGCCCUCCGCCUUCCCUGAUCCUGAUCCUGACCCUGAGCCAGACCCAGACCCAUCACCUGACGGACAGGAAGAAAGUCCUUGUCCUGAUGAGGACACCUUUAUUGCUCCGUCUACCACCAUGGAAUGGAAAGUCAUCUCCAAGACAGAUUCUAUGCGGAUGGAGAAGUCGGUGGCCAUCUCCAAGGUGUGCAGGCGGCAGGCCUGUAUGGCUCUCCCGACGCGCGAGAUGCCCAAGACCAACGGGCACUCCAUUUCUUUACCCCCCUCUGCCACCAGCAUCCCCAAGCCAUGCCCCUCGCCUCGCCUGGGCCGCCCCCUCAACCUCCGACCACACAGGUCACCCAGUGUGUCGAGCAGCCCAGUGUCCAGCAGAGGGAGUUCAUGCUACACCAGCCUGUACGAUAAGACUUUCCCCCUCUCAUCGGGAGACGCCUCCUUCAGCACCACACGCCGCCCCCCACACCCACGCUCUCGCUGCACAGCACAAGAGUCGGUGCGUGAUGAGGAGAAGGAGGUCUACAGGCAGCUGCUGGCCAUGGUGUCCGGAGGGCAGCUGUCUCUCUUCCACAACGGAAGCUCCCCCAGAGCCAUUCGCUCACACAGGGACUUCUCCAGCUUCCUGCUGCCCAGUCGCCGGCAGCUGCUGCAGUGCUCCUCGUCCGGGGGCUCUGGGGAGUCCAUAGAGGUGUUCAGCAUCAGCGGCCCGCCCAGCCCCAGCCCCACCUCCAGCCAGGCCUCUAGCCCUCGCGCAACGGCUGCCGACGGAAAGGCCUGGUCUCCAGAACCCGGAGCAGAGCCGGAGCCCGACCCACAGACCAGCGCCACCACCACCACCACCACUACUAAGCCCCCCACUCCCCUGCCCUCCGCACCCUCGCCUGCCACCCUGCAGGACUCCUCCUCGCAGGACACACAGUCUUCAGCUCAGGAUGGCGACUCCGUCAUCUUUGUGAAGGAGCAGCAGGGCAAGAGGCCGGACAACGCCAGCAUGCCCUGUUUCCAGGCUGAACUGUGGAUAAAAGAAUUAACUAGUCUGUAUGAUUCUCGGGCGCGUGAGAGGCGGAGGUUGAUUGAAGAGCAGGAGGCCCUUGCUUCCCAACUCCUACAGCAGCGACUGACUGAGGAGGUUGGGCGUAGUUCUGUGGAGCUGCAGGUGAGGGUACCGCUGGAGAAGGAGGUUCCGCUCGCCCCCAUCCCCCCCGAACCCACACCAGCAGAAGAGGAACCAGAGUUCCCUGAGCUCACCGAGGGAAUGGAGGUAGAGGUGACCAAAGCCCUGCGUGGGGGUAAUCAGGACGAGGUUCUGAGCGAAGGUUUCCGUCUGACCAUCACACGCAAAGACCUACAGACUCUCAGCCAUCUCAACUGGCUGAACGACGAGGUGAUCAACUUCUACAUGAACCUGCUGGUGGAGCGCAGCAAGCGAGUGGACCUACCGUCCGUCUACACCUUCAACACCUUCUUCUUCCCCAAGCUGCGCAGCGCCGGCUUCAACGCGGUCCGACGCUGGACCAAGAAGGUCGACCUCUUCUCCCACGACAUACUCCUGGUGCCCGUACACCUCGGGGUGCACUGGUGCCUCUCGGUUAUAGACUUUCGGAAAAAGACCAUCUGGUAUUUGGACUCGAUGGGUGGGCGUGACAAUAACGCAUGUGGAAUAUUGCUGAAAUACCUGGAGCAGGAGAGUCAAGACAAGAAGAGCACAGAGCUGGACACUUCUGACUGGACCCUGCACAGUAAAAAACCAAAUGAAAUUCCUCAGCAAAUGAAUGGGAGCGAUUGUGGGAUGUUCACGUGUAAAUACGCCGAGUACAUCACCAAAGACAGGCCCAUCACAUUUACACAGAAACACAUGCCCUACUUCAGGAGGAGAAUGGUCUGGGAGAUACUGAACAGGAAACUUCUAUAAAGGAGAAGAGCAAGGCAAGAAAAAACAAAAACAGAGAAGAGAAAUGAACUGACAAUAAUAGGUGGCCUCUGUCACCUAUACUCUGUGGAACUGCGGGCUUCAGUUUAGACAGAGUCCAGACACAGUAUGACCAACACACACAGACAGUACGCGCACACACCAGCACACGCUCCCAGACUGAAGUGUCCUCCUCAGGCUUGUUGUGGAGGAGCUGGGGACAUCAGUACGCCACAAGAAGCCAACGACACAGAAGAGAACAGUUUUUAUCUCCCUUUUGCCGGAAACUGUUGUUUUAUUUUUGUCGCGUCUCGUGCUCUCGCUUUUUGUACCUUGUUGUUGUUGAGACGGGGCGCCAGCGUUUUGGAGUAUUUUUUUGGUCACGCUGACUGUUCCGAUCGUGUGUGUAUAUAGUAAACCCCUGAUAUGACAUGGGAAAGAAAAAAACACUUUGUAUCUUAACAAACAGAAUUCCAGGAGUAAAUUGUGACAAUUUUGUCACGUUAUUUUCAUGUAUUUUCGUAUUUUGCUUUUGCAUUAUUGUAUGUUUCUCUUGUUGAAAUAAAUACAUGAACAGUUGAAAUAUAAA